AUGAAUAUCCGGUGCGCCACACCUGAAGAUUUGAUGAACAUGCAACACUGCAAUUUGCUGUGUUUACCUGAAAAUUACCAAAUGAAAUAUUAUUUCUAUCAUGGCCUUUCAUGGCCUCAGUUAUCAUAUGUUGCUGAAGAUGAAAAUGGAAAAAUUGUUGGCUAUGUUUUAGCCAAGAUUGACAGAGGUUCUUCUAUUUACAGGGAGGAAGACCCCGAGGACUCAGUUCCCCAUGGACACAUCACGUCAUUGGCAGUAAAAAGGUCAUACAGACGUUUGGGUUUGGCUCAAAAAUUGAUGGAUCAGGCCUCUCGGGCAAUGGUUGAGUGUUUCAAUGCCAAAUAUGUGAGUCUCCAUGUCAGGAAAAGUAACCGAGCUGCCCUUCAUCUCUACACAAAUACAUUAAAAUUCUCGAUCAGUGAAGUGGAACCCAAAUAUUAUGCUGAUGGAGAAGAUGCCUAUGCUAUGCGAAGGGACUUGUCAGAAUUCAUCGAUAAGGAUCACCCACGAUUAAUAAGGUUUAUCAAAACUUGUACGGAAGCACCUUCAUCAGCUGCAUGGCUAUUUUUACCAUCCUGUAUGAAAUUCAUUGAAGAACUGACAAAAAAUGUACAGUUUCCAAGAGGCUAUCAACUUGCAGAGUCGUUUUUUAAAUAUGUGCUUUUAUUAAAUCCACCAACUUGUUAUUUGUUCUUUUUUCAUCUUCUUUUUCUUCUCUUAUUCUUCCUCCUCUUCUUCCCCCUUCUUCCUCCUCCUCUCCCCUUCUUCCUCUUCUUUUCCCUUCUUCCUCCUCUUCUUUCCCCCCCUUCUUCCUCCUCCUCCUCUUUCCCCUUCUUCCUCCUCCUCCUCUUUCCCCUUCUUCCUCCUCCUCCUCUUUCCCCUUCUUCCUCCUCUUCUUUUUCCCCUUCUUCCUCCACUUCUUUUCCCCCUUCUUCCUCCUCUUCUUUUCCCCUUCUUCCUCCUCUUCUUUUCCUCCCUUCUUCUUCCUCCUCUUCUUUUCACCCCUUCUUCCUCCUCUUCUUUUUCACCCCUUCUUCCUCCUCUUCUUUUUCACCCCUUCUUCCUCCUCUUCUUUUUCACCCCUUCUUCCUCCUCUUCUUUUUUCACCCUUCUUCCUCCUCUUCUUUUCACCUUCUUCCUCCUCUUCUUUUUUUUCACCCCUUCUUCCUCCUCUUCUUUUUCACCCCUUCUUCCUCCUCUUCUUUUCACCCCUUCUUUCUCCUCUUCUUUUCACCUUCUUCCUCCUCCUCUUCUUUUCCCCCUUCUUCCUCCUCCUCUUCUUUUCCCCCUUCUUCCUCCUCCUCUUCUUCUUCUUCUUCUUCAUCUUUAUUUCCACUUCUUUUUAGGGUGGUAGAACCUGUUAUAGUCACAGCUGUGGGCAAAUAUUGA
Molecule: messenger RNA, 1389 nt
Organism: Acanthosepion pharaonis
Lineage: Eukaryota; Metazoa; Mollusca; Cephalopoda; Sepiida; Sepiidae
Source: the annotation of a GenBank genome assembly